Phoenix dactylifera (date palm) is the source of this 1308-nucleotide messenger RNA. RefSeq lists its product as uncharacterized. Lineage: Eukaryota; Viridiplantae; Streptophyta; Magnoliopsida; Arecales; Arecaceae. The record is from RefSeq and is a predicted model, not a curated record.
CUCGGCUUUUUAGCGCUUUUUCUCAUGCACUUGCGAGGAGAUCCGAGCAAGCUGAGAUGGAGCCGGACUUGGUCCCAAGUUCCCAAGACGACGCCAAAGACGACGAAGACGAAGAGCAAAACGAGGAAGACGAGGCCGGAGGAGGAGGAGGAGGAGGAAAAGGGAGAUGGAGUGGUGUAGGGUCCGCGAUGCUAGGCCUCGGAAAGAAGGCAGCGAUCGCCGGAGCCGCCCUCACCUCCGCCCCCGUGGUGGUUCCUCCUCUCUUCCUCUUCUCCGCCCUCGGCCUCGCCUUCUCCGUCCCUUUCGGCAUCUUCUUCGCCGGCGUCGCCUGCACCGAUAAGCUCAUGCAAGCUCUCCUCCCUCCCCCUUCCCCUCGAUCCCAAGAACAAGAAGAGGAAGAAGUAGACGUAUUGGCAGAAGAAAGAGAGAAGAAAGAAGUAAUAGAAGAAGAAGAGAAGGAAGUGGCGGGAGAAAAAGAAGUGGAGGAAGAAGAAGAAGAAAAGGAAGUGGAGGGAGAAAAAGAAGGAACGGAAGUGGAGGAAAAAGAGGAGGUGAAGGAAGAGCAAAGAGAAGUGGAGGAGGAGAAGAGGGAGGAAGAAGGGAGGAGACUUACCGAGAACGAGGAAGAGAAUGAAGCGGAGAAAGGAGAGGAGGUGGUGAUGAGGUGGGAGGGAGAAGGGGGCAGAGUUAUCGAGAGGGAGGAGCAGGCGAUGAGUGCUCGUCCGUUUCAGGCUGAGAUCGAGUCGUCGAGGUUGAGCUCAGCGUAUGCAUCUGCGGUGGAGGAUCAGUCGGCGGUCGAGACAACCGAUGAGGCGAAGAGCGAGUGCUCUGCGGAGCAUGGCCCGGAAGCAAAGGCUGGAGCAGCAGUGGAGCGGCCUUCAGAUGAUGAGGGAAUAUACAGUGAAGAAAAGAUAUGGGAACAGAUUUCUGCACUGCAGACGAUUGUGGGAUAUAAAUCUGCUCUUCGCUCAUCCUGUGUGGAGGAACUCCGAGCUCUCUAUCUCUUCACUGGAGUGGAGCCGCCUGCCUCCUUGAAGGACCCCUUUGAUCCUUUGGAGGUCAAUGAUAAGCUUUGCUUCUUGAAAUAUCUAGUAGGACUUGAAUGAAGUCAACAGCAAUGAUGCCUUUAUUUUCAGACUCAAAGAAGUUUUGCUAUCAAAAUGGAGAUCCCUGGCUAUUUGUAGUGUACAUUAAGAGAAUUUCUUGUCUUGGCUUGUCUAUAAAAAUUAGAAGCCUUCUUGUGUGAAUAAUGACUGUAUCUCCGCUAGCUUUAUAUUAUUAAUAACCAAAUAUAUGUGGUUUUCUUCA